Molecule: messenger RNA, 996 nt
Organism: Aureococcus anophagefferens
Lineage: Eukaryota; Pelagophyceae; Pelagomonadales; Pelagomonadaceae
Exons: 1
Cellular component (GO): cytoplasm
Source: RefSeq, a predicted model, not a curated record
GUGCCGGUGACGAUCCUCACGGGCUUCCUCGGCAGCGGUAAGACGACGCUGCUCAACCACAUCUUGACGAGCAUGGACCACAAGAAGCGCUUCGCCGUCAUCGAGAACGAGUUCGGCGACGUCGGCAUCGACGACGCGCUCCUCAAGAACAACAUGCGGCAGCAGGUCGAGGGCGAGGAGCUCAUCGAGAUGAUGAACGGCUGCAUCUGCUGCACGGUCCGCGCGGACUUGAGCGUCGUGCUCAAGAAGCUCAAGGGGAAGCACGACGCGCGCCCGUUGGACGGCAUCAUCAUCGAGACGACGGGCAUGGCGGACCCGGCGCCCGUGGCCCAGACCUUCUUCGUCGACGAGGCCGUCGGGGCCUUCGCGCGCCUCGACGGCAUCGUGACGCUCGUCGACGCGAAGCACGUCGAGCAGCACCUCGACGAGGAGAAGCCCGAGGGCGCGGAGAACGAGGCCGUGGAGCAGGUCGCGUUCGCGGACCGCCUCGUGCUCAACAAGACGGACCUCGUGCCGGACGAGGCGGCGCUGCGGCGCGUCGAGGGCCGGCUCCGGGCCAUCAACAAGUUCGCGCCCAUCGUGCGGUGCGAGCAGUCCCGCGUCGCCGCGGACCAGGUGUUGAAUAUCGGCGCCUUCGACCUCACGCGGACGCUCGAAAUGGACCCCGCGUUCCUCGACACCGACGGCGAGCACGAGCACGACCAGUCCGUGACGUCGCUGGGCUUCGACACGUCCGAGGCGGACGUGGACCUGGGCCUCUUCCAGGACUGGCUCCAGGGGCUCCUCCGCGACGAGGGGCCGAACCUCUUCCGCAUCAAGGGCAUCCUGAGCGUCGCGGACGUGCCCGAUCGGUACGUCUACCACGCGGUCCACAUGAUCUUCGACGGCCGCUUCAUGGACCCCUGGGCGCCCGGGGAGCGCGUCUCGAAGCUCACGUUCAUCGGCAAGCACCUGGACCACGGCGCGCUCAAGGCGGGCUUCCUCGCGUGCCUCGCG